CUCCGGGCUCGGGACCAUGGCGCUGCGCGCCCGGGCACUCUACGACUUCAGGUCGGAGAACCCCGGCGAGAUUUCUCUGCGGGAGCACGAGGUGUUGAGCCUGUGCAGCGAGCAGGACAUCGAGGGCUGGCUCGAAGGGAUCAACAGCCGCGGCGAUCGCGGCCUCUUCCCGGCCUCGUACGUGCAGGUGAUCCGCACGCCCGAGCCCGGCCCUCCGGCCGACGGCGGCCCCGGAGUCCCGGCCCGCUACGCCAACGUGCCGCCCGGUGGCUUCGAGCCUCUGCCCGCCGCUCCGCCCGCCGCCUUCCAGCCGCUGCUGCAGCCGCAGGCGCCGCCGAGUUCCUUCCAGCCGUCGGGCGCCGGCUUCCCGUACGGCGGGGGCGCCCUGCAGCCGUCGCCGCAGCAGCUGUACGGCGGCUACCAGGCCAGCCAGGGCAGCGACGAUGACUGGGACGACGAGUGGGACGAUAGCUCCACGGUGGCCGACGAGCCGGGCGCGCUGGGCAGCGGCGCCUACCCCGACCUCGACGGCUCGUCCUCGGCUGGCGGCGGCGGCGGCGGCGCGCCUGGUCGCUACCGCCUGUCCACACGCUCCGAUCUGUCGCUGGGCUCACGGGGUGGCUCGGCGCCGCCGCCGCAUCAAGCGUCCGGAGCCAAGAGCUCGGCCACGGUGAGCCGCAACCUCAAUCGCUUCUCCACCUUCGUCAAGUCGGGCGGGGAGGCCUUCGUGCUGGGCGAGGCGUCGGGCUUCGUGAAGGACGGGGACAAGCUGUGCGUGGUGCUGGGGCCCUACGGCCCCGAGUGGCAGGAGAACCCCUACCCUUUCCAGUGCACCAUCGACGACCCCACCAAGCAGACCAAGUUCAAGGGCAUGAAGAGCUACAUCUCUUACAAGCUGGUGCCCACGCACACCCAGGUGCCCGUGCACAGGCGCUAUAAGCAUUUCGACUGGCUGUACGCGCGCCUGGCCGAGAAGUUCCCCGUCAUCUCGGUGCCCCACCUGCCUGAGAAGCAGGCAACCGGGCGCUUCGAGGAGGACUUCAUCUCCAAGCGCAGGAAGGGCCUGAUCUGGUGGAUGAAUCACAUGGCCAGCCACCCAGUGCUGGCGCAGUGCGACGUCUUCCAGCAUUUCCUGACCUGCCCCAGCAGCACGGACGAGAAGGCCUGGAAACAGGGUAAGCGAAAGGCUGAGAAGGAUGAGAUGGUGGGCGCUAACUUCUUCCUCACUCUGAGCACACCCCCUGCCGCCGCCCUGGACCUGCAGGAGGUGGAGAGCAAGAUCGAUGGCUUCAAGUGCUUCACCAAGAAGAUGGACGACAGCGCGCUGCAGCUCAACCACACUGCCAACGAGUUUGCGCGCAAGCAGGUGACCGGCUUCAAGAAGGAGUAUCAGAAGGUGGGCCAGUCCUUCCGAGGCCUCAGCCAAGCCUUUGAGCUGGAUCAGCAGGCCUUCUCGGUGGGUCUGAACCAGGCCAUCGCCUUCACCGGAGAUGCCUACGACGCCAUAGGCGAACUCUUCGCCGAGCAGCCCAGGCAGGACCUGGACCCAGUCAUGGACCUGUUAGCACUGUAUCAGGGGCACCUGGCCAACUUCCCAGACAUCAUCCAUGUGCAGAAAGGAGCUCUUACCAAAGUGAAGGAGAGUAGGCGACAUGUGGAAGAAGGCAAGAUGGAAGUCCAGAAAGCUGACGGCAUCCAAGACCGCUGUAACACCAUUUCUUUCGCCACGUUGGCCGAGAUUCAUCACUUCCAUCAGAUUCGAGUGAGAGACUUUAAAUCACAGAUGCAGCAUUUUUUACAACAACAAAUAAUAUUUUUCCAAAAAGUGACCCAGAAGUUGGAAGAAGCUCUUCACAAAUACGACAGCGUCUAGAGGCUGGACACAGGACUUUGCCCUUGUUUCCAGUCCAAGGAUAGUUUCUGCAGCGGAAUCAGAAGAGCUGUUGCCAACUCUAGGUGGUGGUACAAGGAUGGAUUUGUGUUCCACUGAACCCCAGCUGGAUAUAUAAUUAUGUAGGAAAGAAACAGUUAAUAUGGCUAUGUAGCAGAAACAGUACCACACUUUGUAACUAAAUUAUACUAUGUAUGCCUACACUACCAUUGUAACUUUUGGAUAAUGAUUAUACUAUUUGCCUUAUUGCUUUCUGAAGUAUGGGUAUAUCAGUGUAUACUUUGUAGACCUCAAAACCCAUGAAGAGUCUCAAAGAAGCUGGCUGGAUAAAAGCCUGCUGUGGAUGCCUUUUCAUUCUCAUAGAUCGAGAUUACCUAAAUUCAACCUAUUCUCUGUUUACAGACUCCAACUAGAGCAGCUAUGCGACUUUGUGCCUUUAGACUGGUUGUUUUCAUUUCUGUCCCACCCCUGUUGAAGCCCCCACCUUUCUGAUGGAGAGUGACAGGCCGGCGCGUUGGUGACAAACUGUUGAAAACCUCCUGUUUCUUGGGGCGGGCGGGCAGGCGGGCAGAAGACUCCGUGGCCAUCACAGGAAGCAUCGUCCGGUAAGACGCCGGCAGCCACAGAGGAGAGAGACGCGAUGCCGUCUGUGGAUGUGAAGUCUCAUGGGGAGAGAGGCGGUGUCCCAUGGCCUCUCACGCCUGUCGUAGCAUGGCCUCCCAACUCAAGGGUCCCGCACACUGGGCACGCCGAUUUCAGCAGAUGCCCUGAGCACAUGGGGAAGGAGGAAUCCGAUCAGUUGGAGAUAAAGUAUAGAAACAGUGACAGACAGCACACCCGCUCUUAGUUCUUGGGAGGGCUUCCUUCUGUCUUUUCUUUUCUUUUUUUUUAGCUUGACCUUUUCUUUUAAUGUUCAGCUUUUUGUUUUGUUUUUAAAUGGAUCUACACUGUUAACUGAAUGAGACUCCACUGUGAUUCACUCGUUUACUUAAUCAAAAAAUUUCAGGGAUGUCUGUAAAUUUCAGUGUUCUACGAGAUGAGAUGUGUUGGUUGAUUUAAGGAGGGACCAGAAAUAAUUUCUCCUAUUCCAGUACUGAAGAAAAAAAAAUACUGAUUUAUACUGUGUUUUUAAAAACUAAAUAUUGAUAAAGCCCCCCUCAGAACAUUUAACAUUAAAAAUUAUUUUAAAUAUAGUCUUUUAUUAUUAUAAGGGAACUACAAAUGACUGAUAAAUACCAAAAAAAAAAAAAAAAAUUCAAAAGCAGCUUUGUUUAAAAAGCACAAAGAGAUUCUGGCUUGAAGUGCCCAAAUCUCAAUGUAUUUUGUAGUUGCUGAGCUAAAUAAUGUGAUUCUUGAGUUUACAGAUGUAAAAGCUGUCACUGAAGGUUGAAGCACCCAUAUCUACUGUCCCUGUGAACUACACUUAACGCUACCCCAGAAUCCCUGGUACUGAAAUGUCAACAUGGGGUACAGAGGCCAAUCUCCAAGGGGUGAGCCGUUGACAUGAAAGGGUCAGCUUGCAGAAAGGUCAAGAAAGGAAAGGCUACUGGGAUAAUUACUCAACAGCACAUUUAUUCUCUAUGAAGUAAUCACAUAUGGUUUGAGUUAUUAAGAACAGAUUAUGAUAAUUUUUUUUUUUUUUUUUUUUUUUUUUUGGUUUCGAGACAGGGUUUCUCUGAGCAUUGCGCCUGGCCUCGAACUCACAGAGAUCCGCCUGGCUCUGCCUCCCGAGUGCUGGGAUUAAAGGCGUGCGCCACCACCGCCCGGCCAGAUUAUGAUAAUUUUGAUCUCUGGUCAAAUUCUUACACUUCAGAACUUAGAGCCGGACAUCACAUGGUGUUGUCUUUACCACAGGCGUGUGGGGCCGUCACCAGAAGCCGUGUUCUUUUAAAAAACAACUUCCUCUUGUUGAUUGCAAAGUACAGUUAGAUAAAGAAAGCCCAUAUGUAUUUAAAAAUUAAUUUUAUUGCAGAAGUUUGGAGGUUAUAACGAUAGCAUUUAAUUUAAGUUUGAGUUGGUACUGGACAAGUAAGUUCUCUGCUUCUCACAUGAUUUGAAAGUCACAUUUAUUUCCCUUUCUGUUUUGAUGGUGGUUUGAUUUUUUUUUUUUAAGUAAAUUACUAAACUUGUGCAAUAGUAGCAAGGAAAUUACCUGAGGUGUCUUGUGUGGUUGUGCUUUAGUCAGGGUGGACAUAGCUUAAAUGACAAAAACUAAAGCUUAAAGUAAAGGAAGUAUAAGUUCAUGCUGCCUCCUUCUGAGAGAACGUUUGUGUCCUAACCACAUAGCAUAAUGCCACUGACUCAUGGGACUUUAAAUGGUUUCUGUGGGGUAAAGCACAGGAGUUAUUAGUGUCCAUAUUCAUCCAAGAUUCUUAUUCUUUAACGUUCUUGGUUCUAUUGAAACAUUUCAGUAUCUAAAAAUACUGCGAUGUUAAUACCCAAGAGAAAAGCCAUUAUGUGUAUGCUGGUCGUCAUGAUCAGUGUGGUACCUUUUUUGUUGUUGUUGUUUUGUUUUGUUUGUUGUUUUUGUUUUUUAAAUAAACUAUCAUGCCCUUCGA
Molecule: messenger RNA, 4449 nt
Organism: Peromyscus maniculatus bairdii (prairie deer mouse)
Lineage: Eukaryota; Metazoa; Chordata; Mammalia; Rodentia; Cricetidae
Source: RefSeq, a predicted model, not a curated record